CUUCGAGAAUACCGACGGACGAAAGUGAAAAUUGUAAAAUAUUGCGGCUUAGUUGAACGUACGACGCAAGUAGAUUAUAGAUUAGUAACCGCGAAAGAGAAACAGAAACGUAGAAAGAGUCGACUAGACGUUUUUUUCGGUGAUCGACAGCAGAAAAUUGGAUCGAUAGCCGGAUAGACGUGUUUAUUGGCUCUGACGGCCAUAACUACGCGAUAAUGACGCGCAUUAUAUUCGCGGCCCGUGCGUCAUAAGGCUUCGACUGUAGACGGCGGCGGUGACAUCAAUUUAGAGACUGUCCAACGCAGCUAAAUCUAAUUAUUUAACGAGCCGCUGGCCGUAAUGCGCCUCGAGCGCGUACGCGAAAUCGUGUGGAAGAAGGCGACGGCCACCUCCGGAGCGUGUGUUCCUCCUCUGUCGUUCCCACGGCUAUCGACCGUUUAGUGCAGUGUUGAUCGUUAGUGCAUCGGUGGUGUUUGACAGUUUUAUGCUGCCUUUGUGCUCUUGGAAACGCACGCCAGGUCUGUUGGGUACCGAAAUGUAUCUUGGAUAAUUAAGACGCUUCCGACAUUCGCGAGACAAACCAAAGAGAUUUGUGAUAGUCAGUGACUGAGUGAAGAGACUCUUGGCAUAAUCCAAAGGGGUUUGACAGAGGAAAAAAAUGAGACCGGUAGUGAAAACAGCAAGACCGUGUGUUCCUGGUGAUCGAAUUGGUUAGUAGUGAUCAGUGAAAGCCAAUCAUGUUUACGAUGAUCGAACCGAGGAGUGACAGGGUGGCCAACACCCAGACGAAACAUCACUGUUACCAAGUGAUCAGGACCACUAGGGUGCACCAGAGUUCCAGAAGCUCGAGGAUGGUUACCGUUCAGGAGAAGGUGAUCAGAUCGCGGCUACAGUUGGGCUAUUCCACGCCUACCAACUUCAUCAACCGUUUCCCGCAGAAGAUGGAGAGGCCGUCGCAGCACGCGGCGAGCGUGAACCAGGUGCACGGCGGCGGUAUGCACGGCGUGUACUCGUCGGGCAGCCAAACGUCCCUGACGACGUCCUACAUCACUGGCCAGUCGUACGUUCAGAACCAGAACUACGCGCACGGCCCGUACAACUCCACGCCGAACGUGAGAGUGUACGCUCACGCCGGCUACAAUCAGCCCCAGAGUUACGGCACCAUAGUGCAGGGCUACGGUGGCCAGCCACAGGCCUCAGGAUAUCAGCAGAAUCAUCUUAAAAAAGGACCUGUACGUAACGGAGACGUGCUGAAGAGAUGCCGGCUGCAGAAUGCAUACGAAUUGUCGCAAGACCUGCUGGACAAGCAGAUCGAGAUGCUGGAACGGAAGUACGGCGGCGUGAAGGCGAGAAACGCGGCGCUGACGAUUCAGCGAGCCUUCAGGAGAUACACGCUGCUGAAGAAAUUCGCGGCGAUCACCGCGAUGGCCAAGGCUGAGAAACGUCUCAGCAGGAAGCUCCAGGAAACGACGGAGAGAGCCGCCAGCGUGAACGAGCACGAGAGGAUGGUGUACCAUAGCCAGAUUUACAUACAACAGCCUCAGACGGCGAACAGGCCGAUGCCGAUCAGGAGCAUGUCCCUGAGGGAGAGGAGGCACGUGGAGAACUCGCAGUCGCCGAUACCGAGGAGCCAGAGCGGCAGGUGCGAGGCCCAGGUCGCUGGCCAUCAGCACGCCAAUCACAACGUGCACCAAAGUGGCAGGCACACGCCCUCUCUGGCGCCGAGUCCCUGCAACAGACACCAACAGUUACCGCCGAGCCCGUGCUGGGAGUCUAGCUCCCAGGAAAGCGGCUCCAGCAUGCACUAUUACAAUCCACAGGAGACAUUGUGCAGCAUCAGGCAAGAGACGCCGCCGCGGGAUCUGCUACGGACGCCGUGCACGUCACCGUCGACGCCCCACAAUCUUCAGACACAGGCGGUCCAGAACUGGAGUAACGCCGGCCAUCUUGGCUCCGCCGGCAGAACGAGGGGAUCAGCGAAAAAGGUGCCGCCGGAAGUGCCAAAAAGAACGUCUUCCAUUACGUCCAGAUCCAUGGAGCCGCGUCACAAUGGCCUCAGCAAAAGCGUCGAGAACGGUAGCCUAAGCUCGGUGCAGAGUUCUGGCAGCGAUUCCACUAAUUGCGAGAGCUCCGAGGGAGACGCCCAAAGAGGAUCACCUGUGUGGAAGCAUAAAGGAAUCUCAAGUUCGCCAGAACACCAGGAAUGCUCCAACCACACGACAGACUCGAACACCAUAAUGAACAGCGUGAAGGAUCUUGGUCACUCUCACGCCAGUUCCGGGUACCAGCUUCCUCUGAUGGACCAUCCGGAAAGUAUGCCGCAGACGAGCUACAAAGUGUCCGAGACAGUGAGGAAACGUCAGUACCGAGUUGGCCUAAAUCUGUUCAACAAGAAACCAGAAAGGGGGAUCAGUUACUUGAUCAGGCGAGGAUUCUUGGAGAACAGUCCUCAGGGUGUGGCGAGAUUUCUGAUCAGUAGGAAAGGCCUGUCGAAACAGAUGAUUGGGGAAUACCUAGGAAACCUUCAGAACCCCUUCAACAUGGCUGUGCUUGAAUGCUUCUCCCACGAACUGGAUCUGUCAGGAAUGCAAGUGGACGUCGCCUUGAGGAAGUUCCAGGCGUACUUCCGGAUGCCAGGCGAAGCACAGAAGAUAGAACGACUGAUGGAGGUGUUCAGCCAGCGUUAUUGCCACUGCAACCCGGACGUGGUGUCCAGGCUACGCUCGGCGGACACUGUCUUUGUACUGGCCUUCGCGAUAAUCAUGCUGAACACCGACCUGCACACGCCGAACCUAAAACCAGAGCGUCGAAUGAGGCUGGACGACUUUGUGAAAAAUCUCAGAGGCAUCGACGACUGCGGCGACAUCGACAGAGACAUAUUGGUUGGAAUUUACGAGAGGGUGAAGGAGAACGAGUUCAAACCUGGCUCGGAUCACGUUUCUCAAGUGAUGAAGGUUCAGGCGACGAUCGUUGGCAAGAAGCCCAACAUGGCCCUGCCUCAUAGAAGAUUAGUUUGCUAUUGUCGACUGUACGAGAUCCCAGACAUCCACAAGAAGGAGAGGCCGGGUGUACACCAACGAGAAGUAUUCCUCUUCAACGAUCUCCUCGUCGUGACGAAGAUUCUCAGCAAGAAGAAGAACAGCGUCACUUACACGUUCAGGCAGAGCUUCCCGUUGUGCGGGAUGGUGGUCACGCUGUUCGAAGUUCCUCAUUAUCCGUAUGGGAUUAGGCUCUCCCAGCGCGUGGAUGGAAAGGUGUUGGUCACGUUCAACGCGAGGAACGCGCACGACAGGUGCAAGUUCGUGGAGGAUCUCAGAGAGUCCAUCAGCGAAAUGGACGAGAUGGAAACCUUACGGAUUGAGACGGAACUAGAACGGCAAAAGAGCAGCAGAAGCGCCAGGGGUGGCGCUGAAAAUAGAGACUCUGGAGUGGCAGACGUCGAGAUAUGCCCUUGCCCGGGGCCCUGCCCCGAAAGAUCAGAAACCACUGACAUGGACACCCAAUUAAAGCGUUCUGCACUUAGUAAUUCCCUUCUGGACAUACACGAACAAUUUGCUGGUGAAAAACCACAACGACGUGGAAGCGUGGGCUCACUUGAUAGCGGUAUGUCGAUUUCUUUUCAAUCCACAUCUGCCAGCUCAAUGAGCCAAGGCAUUAAACACCCUGGACAAGUUCAUCCUAUACAUCCAGGGGCUACGAUCCCUGGCGGUGCUAAAGGACUGGCUCAGCAGCCAUCUUUUUUAGGAGGUCUGUUCGCCAAACGGGAACGAAAGCUUUCACAAUCGGAGGAGUCCGGCCCGUACAGUCGCACCACGGAAGUGUAAUAUAUCCUUCCGGUGCUACCUAAGAGAUAACAGGCCAAAUGGAACUCCCACGGAGAGGCACAUCCAUUAUAGCAGUAUCAAGCACACAGGAUAUGCUACUCAAAUUUUCAUGAGAAACUGUUCUUCAAAGUUACAUAUGCUCCAUGUAUUACGUACGGAUUUGUACGUAACGUCAAUAACUUCCAUUACAGUUAUAGCAUUGCAUAUAGAUCAUGUUUGCAAUGUUGAGAGAUACCAAACGGUUCCCUCGUGAAAAUUUGAACGUUGUAUCCUGCGUGUUUGAUACUGCCAAAAUAUAAAGUGACUCGAAUACUGUGGAUGCUCUUUGUCAGAUGGAAUACGUGAACCCUUUCGCUUCCCUACGGCUUUUAAGGAAACAAAAGGAACGCCGACUUUAUGCGUGAUUAAAGAGGCCAAUGCAUCUCGAAGACAAAGAAAUGGAAGACACGUUGUCAUCCCACAGCCAGAUGGAGCCUAGAAACGUCGCAACGCGAAGACGAAGAAAGGAAAAGUAACAAGAGGAGAGUAAGAAGAUAAAAUAGAAUAGGCAGUGUAAAUUUAUUGGGUUGGGCAGGAUCCAAUCGCGAUCACUCGAGGCAAAAAAAAAGAAGAAAAAAGAAGGAAAAGAAACAGAUUUGGCAAGAUAGCGAAUUGAAAUAGCCUCUAUUGACGCGCAUAUAUAGUAUUUAUUCAAUCCAAAAACGUCGGAGAAAAGAAACUUCGAUUCAUUUUUUUCUUACGGUAUUUAUAAUAAUUCCCAACAGAGGGUGACGUAACUCCCUCAACGCAUGUAGAUAAUCGUUCUGUUGGUUUCUUAGAAUUCCAUAAACCGAUUUUCAACGAAGAAAAAAACCAUGUGACUCGAUACAAAGUAUCUUCUUCACAUCUUACAAGAUAAAAAAAGAAAAAAAAAAAAAAGAAAACUGAACGGUUUAUGGAGAAAGAGUGGUUCUAGUGUAAUAUCGUGUUUUUUGCAAGUAUCGACAUAGUUAUACUUGAAGAAUUGUACAUAAUAGAUAUAUAAUGACAAUUGUAUGAUUACAAUGAUGAUAAUGAUAAUAACCCUGUAACAAAAAAAACAAAAAAAUGCAUCAUAGCCUAAGAAACCGAUAAGCAAUCCCCCUUUCAAUAUUAGAUGCAUGUCGAUGUCUAACAAGUUUUUAAUAUCACAUCAGUGAAAAAAAAUAAUAAUAAUAAAUCGUUUAAAGGUAGCAGUCUUUAUAAGUAUUAACACUUGGAAGAAAAAGGAAGUUGUAGAGAGGCGUUUUUCUGUUGUCACGGUACAUUCUCAUAAUCUUCUACAAAUUGUAGUUCUGCUUGUGUGUUCAGAGUUGAGCAUUUUUUUUUUUUUUUUUGGUCUAAAGCAGCGUACUAACGAGAAGAAUCAAUUAACCAAAUUAGUUGGUUUCUCGUCCGAUAGCGCGCGCGUAGCUAACUCACAGUGUCAUCUUAAACAAACGUUAUAAGGAGGAAGAGGACAACUUGUAUGCCUUAUAUACUGCCACAACUUAUCAUCCAGGAGAUGAGAAACUGACUAAUCGUCUUAAAGAUUAUUAGGGAGAUAGAGGAUCCCUUGAAGGUUGCAGAAUUACAUUUGGAAAAGUGAAGUAGAGCUUGUACAUAUAUACAUUACCAGCGAUCGCAAUACCAAU
This is a messenger RNA of Frieseomelitta varia, 5476 nucleotides long. RefSeq names its product IQ motif and SEC7 domain-containing protein 1 (gene siz). Lineage: Eukaryota; Metazoa; Arthropoda; Insecta; Hymenoptera; Apidae. Gene Ontology annotation, biological process: regulation of ARF protein signal transduction; actin cytoskeleton organization. Bases 738 to 3824 code for a protein of 1028 amino acids. The record is from RefSeq and is a predicted model, not a curated record. Gene Ontology annotation, molecular function: guanyl-nucleotide exchange factor activity. The transcript is spliced from 9 exons.